CACGCGCUUUGUUUCACAAAUAUUAAAAUCAUAAAAACCAAAACAAAAGGGAUAAAUAGUCAUCAAAAAAUUAGGUGAAAUGAUAAAAAGGUAUGGCGGAUACCGCAGAAUGUCAAUUGCAGGUCGAGUGCAAGGCCGCAUGUGCCAAACAGACAGCAUGUACCAUUUUCAGCCCUCCACAUGGCUGGCGUCGGAACAGAACUCUUAUCUUGUGCUGCGAGCCGAUGUAUGUAAACGUCGGGACUGGCGAGGUCUUUUCCGCCGAGGGAAAGUUUAAUUGGCACGUGGAUCUGGAAGAGGCGCACUUUGCCAACUUCUGCACAACAAUCCUGGACACGGUCCAGGGAGAAGGCACCCAGGUAAACUUCGGCAAUCCGAUGAUAGUUCAGAUGAGGGCGAGGAUGACACCCAGCAAACAGAGAAUUUGGCCAAUGAAGAGGCUGCCAGCAGAGGUCUCUGAGCAAGUUUUGAGCAUGUGCUCCAGAUCCUCAACGAUUUAGCCGACGAGCGGGGCUGCAAACAUAAGUUGACUUCAUCAAUCAACGGAAGCUGAACGCCAGGUUAUAAGCGAAAGUAUGCUCGUCGAAACGGAACUCGCAAAGAUUCUGCGAUCUGCCACCGCGUAAACCGUUUGAGCUGUAUAAGCUGGCCUUGAAAUAUGGCUCCCAUUUCAUAGUGAGACGACGCUGGAUAUGUCGGACGGCUCGUACAAGAAGCUGAGCAAGUGCAUGUCCCAUACGAAGCACAUCUUCAUCAAAAAUCGUGUGGCAGAGGCCUGUGUGGAUAUUUCGAGGAUGUGUGGAUGCCUGGGCAGGGCAUCGUAUUUGCGACAUUUGCCCCGCAAGAUAGAUCCUAUUUUGUCAAUCGAUGCACUGAGAAGAAGGAAAUUGAAAUCAUUUUGACAUCAGGAGGAUGAGUAUCUUUCGCGUCCCUUGCAGCUCUCCGAUGCACAGAUGGCCGAUGUACUGACAGACAGAACUAUAAGGGGGACCAGCUGGAGCGUGAAUGCCCAGCUUCCCGCAUUACAUCAAGGAAGGCUGUCGGGUCCGGACAAACAGGACUAUAAGCAGUACUCCUGGAGCGACUCCUACUUAGUGGCCGAAUCCCAAUCUCAGGGUGCAGGCUAAAAUUAACACCCAUAACAUGCACAUGUAUGCAUAGAUACUAAUUU
Drosophila subobscura is the source of this 1171-nucleotide messenger RNA. RefSeq lists its product as uncharacterized. Bases 93 to 500 code for a protein of 135 amino acids. The record is from RefSeq and is a predicted model, not a curated record. NCBI's taxonomy places the organism in Eukaryota, Metazoa, Arthropoda, Insecta, Diptera, Drosophilidae. The transcript is spliced from 4 exons.